Messenger RNA from Bactrocera oleae (olive fruit fly), 462 nucleotides. NCBI's taxonomy places the organism in Eukaryota, Metazoa, Arthropoda, Insecta, Diptera, Tephritidae. The record is from RefSeq and is a predicted model, not a curated record.
AUGGAAGAGCAAGCCAAACACCAGACGAUGGUUUCACAGCAAGUAAGGGCAAUAACAGUAGAGCCAGAAGAAGAGCUGGACACUGGAGUCGUUGGUGACGUUGUAUCGGUUGAUGGAGACAACGGAGCAAGUGGAACUAGAUCUGGAAAGAAGAAAGAGCGAAGCUCUCCUGAUCUACCGGACAGCCAAGUUAGCAAGAAGAAGGACUUGAAACGUAGCCCUCAACACAAGAAGGAUGAUCCUAAAAAGUCCGAACAGAGCAUCGUCAACGACAAGAAGCCGGACUGGAAGAAAUUGCUAUCGAGAAAUGAAAAGAGGGAGAUACGUAAAAACAAGCCCCUUGGAAAACAUCAGAAGUCUUUGCCAAAGCCAACACCCAGAAAAUCGCGAAGAUCAGCUAAGAACGGAAGCGUUGAUCAUUUGCCCAAAGGAAAAGGUGAUGUAUGCCGAGAUACUCUCUAG